Bipolaris zeicola 26-R-13 is the source of this 483-nucleotide messenger RNA. RefSeq lists its product as uncharacterized. The transcript is spliced from 2 exons. Lineage: Eukaryota; Fungi; Ascomycota; Dothideomycetes; Pleosporales; Pleosporaceae. The record is from RefSeq and is a predicted model, not a curated record. The coding region runs from base 1 to 483 and encodes 160 amino acids.
AUGUCGUCCUCCAAGAAAUCGUCAUCCUCAUCCUCGCGCAAGUCGCGAUCGCAGCCCGAAGCGGUUUACGGUCCACCGUACUCUUCAUAUGGAACGACCUAUAGCUCCACGUCGCCAUUCUGGACAAUUGGCACACUAUUCGGUGCUUCGAGCGUCGCGCUCGGUGCUUUUGGGGCUCAUGCGUUGAAGCAGCGCAUCUCUGAUCCAGCCAAGAUUGCCAGUUGGGGUAAUGCCGCUCACUAUCAGCUCAUGCACUCAGUUGUUCUGACACUUACCGCUGCCGUUGCGCCGGCGAACAAACUCGCCAUGAGUCUCUUCACGGCGGGCAUGGCCAUGUUUUCGGGUAGCAUAUAUCUGCUCGUUUGGGAUGCGAAGAAAUACAAGUCGGUAGGACCCGUUACACCAAUUGGCGGGCUGUGCCUCAUUGGAGGUUGGAUUAUGCUGGCGGCAAGGAGCAAAUUGGUUCUAUCCAGGGCCAGGUAG